Trypanosoma cruzi is the source of this 2958-nucleotide messenger RNA. RefSeq lists its product as uncharacterized. The coding region runs from base 1 to 2958 and encodes 985 amino acids. The record is from RefSeq and is a predicted model, not a curated record. Gene Ontology annotation, molecular function: protein binding. The transcript has a single exon. Lineage: Eukaryota; Euglenozoa; Kinetoplastea; Trypanosomatida; Trypanosomatidae.
AUGCCGUUACCAAAGUGCUGGCAGACCAUAUCGCUGCCUGAGCUGGCACCCUCACGUCGGGCGGCUGGUGGCACAGCUGCAGCGCCGGUGGCGGCUGUUUUUGUUCCCCCCUCUGUUUCCUCGCUGAAUUUUGAUGAGGAGGCCGCUGUGGACACAGACAGAAAGAUCGAGCGACACCGCUACGCCAAGCUGCUGCUGCACCAUGUGCCGCGUUACCAGCAAUUCACAUCGAUGGAUCUUUUUGCCGAAACCUUUCUGCGAGAUAUUGCACUUCAGGAUGGCGUCACCCCGCAGACACGAGCAGCAGCUGCAACGUGGGUAAUGAAGCUUAUGUGCAGCAGCUCUUCAAAAAAAAGGUUGAUGGAGCCCCUCGUGGACGCCCUUUUUCCCGCAAUAUACCGAGACUACGACGAGCAAAAGCUUGACCACGCACCCCCUUCGAUCCAAGCCCUCGUGAAUGACCGGACUCUUCUCCGCGACAACCCGUACUUCUCUCACUCCAUGUACGUGCAGGAUAUCGUGGCGAUUAAUGCAACCAUCGAGACUCUUUCACGAAAAAUUCAGCGCACAUUUCCAGCGAUCAUGCAGUGGAAAAGACUUGUGGUUAUACUCGCUGAAUAUGUGAGAAACACGAUCAAACGGAGGGCUUUUUCGGCAUGGCGGGAGUUAGCCAGGCGACGCCGUAUAGAAGAUUUGCUUCGACGCAAUGUCAUUAUUCGUCACGAGAAAAAUAUACGUUCUUCGCGGCUUCAGGCGGCCUUUUUUCGAUGGAAAACCGCGGUGGAGACUUCCCGCACGGAAUAUCUGACGGAGCGGUUGCACCAGGCGGCAUUUCAGUUAGAGAGCGCCAAAAAUCAGUUUCAGAUGCAGUGCUUCCGAUCUGACAAGUUGCAGCUCAGUCAUGAGCAGGGGCAAGUCGAAAUUCAGAAUCUCAUAGGAGAGCGUGAUGAGUUGUUGAGAAGCGUGGAGGAGCUUAAAGAGACGCUUGUCCUCAGAGAGAAAGAACACCAGGAUCGCAUGAAGAAUUGUGUUAGGGAAGUGGUGGCACUUGUGCAGCAGCAACGGUGCAUACUGCGGAGGGCGAUUGAUGCCCGUCUGUGCGUUGAGGAGAUUACGGCUGGCUGGCUUGAAGAGGCGAUAAGUGAGUUUAAGUCAAAGGCAGCGGAUGAGGAGGCGUUGCCGCCCGGCUACAAAUUUCUUCUGAAGUGGUGUAACCAAAUAUAUUUUAGGCAGAGGACUAAAAAGCCCCUGCGGGUUUCUAACUUUGCGGCGGACUUUGCAAACGGUGAGGCGUAUCUUCUUCUCCUGCAAUAUGUCUUUGCGGGGGAUCAGUUGGCCACAAUAAAGCCCCCACCGCCGCCGAUGUGGUUGUCGAAGGUUAACAAGACAGAAAGGUUGAAUCGGGUGUGUCAGUUUGCCGCAACCACCCCGCUUGCCAUCGCCUUGGAGCCGGUGGAUCUUUCCCAGAAGCGAGAGGACAAAAUUGCCGCAGCCGUCGCAGAGAUAUUUUUGUACCACAUCAGAGAAAAGCGAGUCAUGUACACAAACAGGGCUUUACAAAUUGUUAGUGAUGUGGCGUUGCGAUGUGAACCCGGCGCUAAUAAUUUUGCUGCUGCGAUAAACACCCCUAGUAGGACUGAAUCCGCGAGUGGUAAGGAUAAUGCUUCUGAUAGUGGCGGUGUGUUUGACGAUGGUUUUGGCGGCGGCGCGAGUUUUCAUGAUGAGGAAACGCUGCGACGACAAGUGAUGGAGUGGGGAUGCGAACUGGAGCAAUGGGAAGCGGAACUGCAGAGGAAUGUGGUGCAGGAAAACAAGUUGCAGCACUGUGGUGUGGCCAUCGCUCACGAUGCCGCCCAUAUGAUGCGGGAAAGAGGCAAAGGGCAGCCCGUGUAUGUUGUAACGUCAAGCACGGGCCUUAUAUUUACCAGCAUCAACGCAAAAAACAUGGAAGACCUUCGAACGAAGUUCAAAAUGCCAAAUCCGCAAGGAUGGAAGACGUUGGUUCGAGUGGCGCUCAAAAAUGUACUCUGGAAGCACGUGCGGCUCAUCGCAUCCCACUUUUACCACUUCGCCGGUGUUGAUGCUCGGAGGAUGAGCGAGGUGCAGUUUUGGCGCUUCGUCGAGGAAACCCAAGUGGCGGCUGAGCCAUUAGCUCCAUUGGUGGCUAUGCAAAUCUUUGACGCGGUCGUUUCUCCACAAAUUGCAUCGAUCUGGCGCGUCGCUGGGAAGGAUGAAAAGCGGGAGAAGAUGCUGGAAGCCGUGCAAGAGCAAAUUGAAAUACGCUUUCUGAAGCCCAACCAGUUUACUGAAAUACUCGUGCGCUUUGCGGUGGCACGGUACAAGGGUGGCAUCAUUGAGGCGACGGAGAAUUUUUUGUCGGAACUGCGGCUUCCUGUCAUGGAGCGUAUUUUGCCCGUAACGCUUCUUUUUUACGAGCCAGAGUCGCAGCGAGUCAUGAGUUAUUUUCAGCACGAUCUGGCUCGCGUGUUCUUUUUUUAUAUGAAUCAUCAGUUGAACGAGAGUCUGAAGGGGCGGUCUCAAAAAAUGCAAGGCUGCGGACGUUUCAUGGCACGUCUCUCUUAUACGACUUACAUAAAGAUGUUUGCAGACUGCGAUUUUAUUCUUCCGGAGCAGGAUGGCGAGUCCGGCAGCGUUGGCUACCAGCGAAAGACACGUUGUAUGUCUAUAGACGAGGUAUUGAAAAUGUUAGAGGACGUGCAAAGACGCAUUCCAUCGAUUUCUCCCGGAGAACUGUGCUUUUCACUCUUCUUGGAGACGUUUGGCGUGGCCUGCACGUACUGGUGGCCGGAUCCAGCUGUGCCGCUAUCACGCAAACUUGCCGCAUUCCUUUCUCGUCUUGUGGAGAAGUUACGCGCGGUGUUUGCGAGUGACGUGCUGAUUUUGGGCAACCCACCGUGCGUUUCUCUUGAGGGCGGCGCACAUGUGGAGUUACCCUAA